Molecule: messenger RNA, 2075 nt
Organism: Labeo rohita (rohu)
Lineage: Eukaryota; Metazoa; Chordata; Actinopteri; Cypriniformes; Cyprinidae
Gene: def8
Product: differentially expressed in FDCP 8 homolog
Exons: 12
Coding region: 179-1498 (439 amino acids)
Source: RefSeq, a predicted model, not a curated record
CAAAGAGAGAGAGAGAGAGAGCAGAACAACACAUAGCAGCUACUAUAUAACGUGCGUAUAUCCAAGUAAAUACUGACGGCUGCCAUCGAUUAUUUAUCAGGCUUUUGGGAUGAUGGUAAUAGUGAAUGAAGAAGAAGCGCUGCUGAAGCUACAUAAAGCGUAAGAUGUGACCAGUGUCAUGGAAUAUAAUGAAAGACUUGCUCGUUUUCGUCAGGGUCAUGUCAAUCCCUUUGACAGGAGAGAGAUCGACAGCAGCACUGAGGGGAAGGACCCUCCAAAACAUGAGGUGAGGUCGGAGAUCUUUUCCUCAGAAUCCAAAACUCAAAGUUCAGAUCGAGCAAUGGAUCUGGGCUUGGCUGAAGAUCAUUUCUCUCGACCCGUGGGUUCGUUUGUGGCAUCUGACAUAGAGCAGCUGAAACAGGCCAUAGCUGAGUGCAAGAGACUGAUCCUGGAACUUCCAGAACAUUCAGAGAAACAGAAGGACACAGUAGUCAAACUAAUCCACCUUCGGCUCAAACUACAGGAACUAAAGGACCCAGAGGAAGAUGAGCCCAACCUGCAGGUUCUAUUAGAGCAUCGCUUCUCAAAGGAGAAGAGCAAGAGUGUCAAACAGAUGUGUGACAAGUGUAGCACCAUCAUAUGGGGUCUCAUUCAGACCUGGUACACCUGCACAGGUUGUUAUUACCGUUGCCAUAGCAAGUGCAUGAAUCUUAUCAGCAAACCAUGUGUGAGGUCAAAGGUCAGCCAUCAGUCUGAGUAUGAACUCAGCAUCUGUCCUGAGGUCGGUCUAGACAAACAGGACUACAGAUGUGUGGAGUGUCGGGCACCUAUCUCUCUACGGGGUGUUCCUAAUGAGGCACGGCAGUGUGAUUAUACGGGUCAGUAUUACUGCAGCAGCUGCCACUGGAAUGACACAGCCAUUAUUCCAGCUAGAGUCAUACACAACUGGGAGUUUGAGCCCCGUAAGGUGUGUCGUACAUCAAUGCGCUAUCUUGCUCUGAUGAUGUCCAGGCCUGUGCUCAAACUGAAGGAGAUCAACCCUCUUCUCUUCAACUUUGUGGAGGAGCUGGUGGAGAUCAGAAAAUUACGGCAGGAUAUAUUGCUAAUGAAACCAUAUUUCAUCACCUGUAAGGAGGCCAUGGAAGCCCGACUCCUGCUGCAUCUUCAAGAUCGGCAGCAUUUUGUGGAAAAUGACGACAUGUACAGCCUACAGGAUCUGAUUGACACCUCCACCGGGCGUCUCAGCUGUUCCCUCACUGAGAUUCACACAACGUUUGCCAAACAUAUUAAACUGGACUGUGAGAAAUGUCAGGCCAAAGGCUUCAUGUGUGAAUUGUGUAAAGAGGGAGACAUUCUUUUCCCAUUCGACAGCCACACCUCUGUCUGUCAUGACUGCUUCGCUGUUUUCCACAGGGAUUGUUACUAUGAUAAUUCAACCACAUGUCCGCGAUGUGCAAGAAUGCUGGAACGGCAACAUGAGGAGUCUCAGAACCUGUAGAUCAGCCUGACAGAUGGAUGCAUCAUUUACUGUUACAUGUCUUCAGUCCAAAGAGAAAUUAUCCAUGUCAAACUUUAACAGUGGCAUGUUCCUCCUAAGACUGUGACUGUGAGAUCAGUUUCAUUUCUUCCUACAUGUAAUCUUUGGUAGCAUGCUCUUUAAGGGACCAGAAAAAAAUACAUAGGCAACAUUAUAUUCUACUUUAUAGUUACAUCCCCAUAAUGCACUGUGGCUUUAAAAAGAUUGUAGAUAAUAUUCUAGAACAUAUAUUGUGCAACUAUUUCUGGUUUAUGAAUAUCUCAUAAUGGAGUCUUCUGUAAUGUAAUUACUUGGUGUAAAAUUGUAUGCUAUUAAAUGGCGGAAUGCUAUUUAAUUUUCUUUGUAAUAACUGUGCAAGAGAACAUAUAAAAUGUUAUGAAGUCCAACAUCAAGAUAUCUUCACACAAAGCAUGAAUCAAAUAAAAAAAAAAUGGUAUUACUCAAGUAGAGUAAGAUGAUCGCCACACCUAAUUAUCUUUUUUUUCCUCUUCACCACAGAUAAGAUAAAUGGCUUUGAUAAUAAAUGGCUUUGCUUUUC